Messenger RNA from Oncorhynchus keta (chum salmon), 3325 nucleotides. It is a transcript of the gene adamtsl2, whose product is annotated as ADAMTS-like 2. Gene Ontology annotation, cellular component: extracellular matrix. The record is from RefSeq and is a predicted model, not a curated record. Gene Ontology annotation, biological process: extracellular matrix organization. Bases 97 to 2958 code for a protein of 953 amino acids. The transcript is spliced from 19 exons. NCBI's taxonomy places the organism in Eukaryota, Metazoa, Chordata, Actinopteri, Salmoniformes, Salmonidae.
UCCCUCUGCACACACAUCUCUACAGCACCACCACCACCACACCACCCACUCUGACCCGGCAUCACACAGCUCGGCGGCCCCUGGACUGCAGCUAGGAUGAGGAUCUGGUCGUGGGAACAAUGUGGGGAGACCAGCCUGGUGCUACUGGGGUUUCUCACCUUGGCUUUGUCUGUAGGGAACCUCUCAACCAGGGGACAGGAGGAAGGGGGAGCCUCCAACAGUCUGGAGGACGAGCUGGAGUCCACCACAUAUUGGUGGGGGGAGUGGGCCAAGUGGACCGCCUGCACACGCACCUGCGGAGGGGGGGUCAUGUCCCAGGAGAGGCACUGUCUCAAACAGAGAAAGAAAGCAGCCGCUGCUAGAGACAACAUGACCUGCACUGGCACUUCAAAGAAAUACCUCCUCUGUAACACCAAGGACUGCCCUUCCUCUGGGAGAAGCUUCAGGGAAGAGCAGUGCUGGUCGUUCAACUCACAGGUCUACAAUGGCAGGAACUACCACUGGAAACCCCUGUAUCCGGACGACUAUGUCCAUAUCUCCAGUAACCCAUGUGACCUGCACUGCACCACGGCCGACGGCCAGAGACAGCUGAUGGUUCCUGCUCGGGACGGAACGUCCUGCAAGUACAGCAACUACAGAGGGGUCUGUGUGGACGGCAGAUGUGAGCCAAUCGGUUGUGAUGGAGUACUUUUCUCGCCCAACAUGCUGGAUAAGUGUGGUGUGUGUCAGGGGGAUGGCAGCAGCUGCAGCAGGGUCAAUGGAAAUUUCCGCCGCGGGGCCACCACUUUGGGUUACUCCUUCAUCACAUCAAUCCCCGAGGGCUCCUGGGACAUUCAGAUCAUUGAGAGGAAGAAGUCAGCUGAUGUUUUGGCUGUGACCGAUCAGGCGGGGAACUUCUUCUUCAAUGGGAACUACAAGGUGGACAGCCCCCAGAACUUCCAUGCGGCGGGGACCGUCUUCAAAUACCGGCGGCCCAUGGAUGUGUAUGAGACGGGGAUCGAGUACAUCGUAGCCAAAGGGCCCAUCGACCAGGCCAUCAAUGUUCUGGUGUGGAACCAGAAUGGUCGUAUCCCUUACAUCACGUACGAGUACACCGUCCUGAGAGAGUCUCUGUCCCCUGUCCCUCAACCUCCCGUCUACACUGGCCCCGACAGCACCGCCCCGGGGGUUUCCGUGGAGAUGGGCAGUAUGGUGGCCCCCAACGGGAGCACGUAUGACAAGGUGGCCCCUGAGACCCAGAGGAACCAGGUGCUGAAACAGGGGGCCAAGGCGGCAGGGACCGAGGGCCAGAAAGGCCAGGAGACCAACGAGGUGUAUGAGGAGACAGGAGCCAUCGACUGUCACCAGGACAGCCCAACCCCACCACAAUACACAGUUAUCCCAACAGAUGGCAACAGCAGUCACACAGGUAGCGUAGCAGUCCCUGCCCCGGCAGCCAGCAAGCCUUUAGAGGAGGGACCAGACUCCGAGAACCUCAUCUGGAGAGUCUUGCUGGGCAAGCAGAUUGGUCCAGAUGAGCUGCUCACCAACAUCUCAACCAAUCAGCUCCUGACGGAGGGAGAGGGAGUGUUCUCGUUGGAGGUGGACUAUAGCAGUGUGGAGCAGGGAGGCCAGUUCCCCCUCAACAGCUCUCUGGGGGAGUUCAGUCUGGGCGCGCGGAGGAAUGAUACUGGAGACCUGCUGUUCCCCAACAGGACGCUGCUGACGGGGAUGAGGAGCAACAAUCGCACCAACAGAACCAGGACUAAUCAGAGGUUCCUGCAGAAGAACUUCAAGCUGAGCCCUGCAGACAUGUACCGCUGGAAACUGUCUUCUCAGGAACCCUGCUCCUCCACCUGCUCUAUAGGAGUGUCAAAGUCCUUUGCCAUGUGUGUUCGCUACGACGGCGCUGAGGUGAAUGACAUGCACUGUGACACUAUGACCCGACCUGAGCCUGUUCAUGACUUCUGCAUUGGGAGGGAGUGCCAGCCCAGGUGGGAGGCGAGCAGCUGGAGUGAGUGUUCUCGUACCUGUGGUGAGGGCUUCCAGUUCCGUCUGGUGCGCUGCUGGAAGAUGCUGUCCCCCGGGUUGGACAGCUCUGUGUACAGUGACCUCUGCACCCUGGCAGAGCUGGAGAGGCCCCUGGAGCGCCGCGCCUGUAAGAGCCCAACCUGUGGCCCCCAAUGGGAGGUGGCCGAGUGGACUGAGUGUCCAGCGAAGUGUGGCCGCAGGGCCCAGGUGACCCGGGAGGUCAGGUGUUCAGAUGAAACCAAGUCAUGUGAUCCCCUGACCCGCCCCCUUAACACCAAGAACUGCACAGGCCCGCCCUGCGAGCGCCAGUGGACUGUGUCAGAGUGGGGGCCGUGCUCUGGGUCGUGUGGCCAAGGGAAGAUGGUACGUCACGUGUACUGUAAGACACCAGAGGGCCGUGUGGUGCCUGAAUCCCAGUGCUCUCCGGAGAAUAAGCCCCUGGCAAUCCACCCCUGUGGGGAGAAGGACUGUGCUCCACACUGGCUCACUCAGGAUUGGGAGAGUUGUAACACGACAUGUGGCCGCGGUGUGAAGCGGAGGAUCGUGCAGUGCGCCGGCAUCACUGCUGGGAAGUUCCAGACCCACGACGACGAGGCUUGUGGUGCCAGUAAGAGGCCCGAGGACGAGAACACCUGCUUCGAGAGGCCCUGUUUCAAGUGGUACACCACGCCCUGGUCUGAGUGCACUAAGACAUGUGGUGUGGGUGUCCGGAUGAGAGACGUGAAGUGCUACCAGGGCAGGGAGAUCGUGAGAGGUUGUGACCCCCUGACCAAGCCUGUGGCCAAGCAGACCUGUGCCCUGCAACCUUGUCCCACUGAACCCCCAGAUGAGAGCUGUCAGGACCGUCCCACCACCAACUGCUCUCUGGCUCUGAAGGUGAACCUGUGCAGUCACUGGUACUACAGUAAGGCCUGCUGCCACUCCUGCAGGGCCCAGCACGCCUCUUAGUAUUGCCUGACACCUACAAAACCUUACCCUGCAGCUCUCCAACCCCCACUCCCCACCCCCUACCUCCAGCAGACCCCCACAAACCCCUUAACUCCAACCACUGCAGACCCAUACCCGCAACCCACUUACUUCCAACUAAAGAGCCCUCUACCCCAGACUACUCGUCAACAAAUUACCCCCCCAGUAGGUUCCUCUACUAUCCCCAGUAUGUUACUCUAUUACCCCCAGUAGGUUACUCUACUACCCCCCAGUAUGUUACUAUAUUACCCCCCAGUAGGUUUGUCUACUACCCCCCAGUAGGUUACUCUACUACCCCCCAGUAGGUUUGUCUACUACCCCCCAGUAUGUUACUAUAGUACCCCCAGUA